CUCUUCUUUCCUUCUCUGUUCACUUUCAAUUUCUUCCCUGUUCUCUCAGAUCACUUCGCCGCAGCCGAGAUCAAGAAAGAAACACUCCAGCUGGGCGGCCCUGAACCGGAAGGAGACCACCAAAUAGAAAGUUCCUGUGGGGAAGGAUUUGUGAAGCCCUUUCGCCACAAAGAAGACGCCGAUUUAGAAAACACUGAGGGGACAACGCUGCACAGGAGGCGGCUUUGGGAAAAGGGCCAGACCCUUAACCAGCAUCGAACCCACAUAAGUGAGCAAAAACAGUCAAGUCCCGAAUGCAGUGAACAGUUCCACUCUCGGCCGCCGUUGGUAAAGCGCCGGACGAUCCACUUUGAUGUCGAACCGACAGAGCGGCAGGAUGUCCCCAGCUGCGAGAAAAGCUUCUUUGCACAUCGAGCUAUCGACCUGGAGAGGGAGAGGCCAGGUGCAGCCGCCAUGGGCGGGAGACGCUUCCGCGAGUGGAUUCAGCCAAGCCAGCACCGCGUGAGGCAAGGCGGAGGAGACCAGGCUUACCAGUGCUCUUUAUGUCGGAAGGAAUUCCGGAGGAAACGAAACCUCGUGGCGCACCAGAAGAUCCACACGGGGGAAAGGCCCUACGCGUGUUCGCAGUGUGGGAAAAGCUUCAGCGAGAAAGCCAAGCUGAUUCGACACGAAAGGGUCCACACCGGGGAGAAGCCGUACGCCUGUCCUGCUUGCCCGAAAAGUUUCAGUCAGAGAGAGACAUUGUUGAAGCACCGAAGGCUCCAUGCAAGAGAGAAAUCUUAUCCGGGUUUAAUCAGUUGGGGAAGAUUUUGGACAGCGAGAGACGCAGUGGAAGGAUCACUGAAUUCACCCAGGGAGAAACUUCAGUAGUGUUUUGUGAAGCUUGGAAGCGAAUGCAGGGGGAGAGUGGAGUGUCCCCGGCUUACGACUACAAUCGAGCCACCCCCUCCCCCCCAAAAUUAUCCGUUGCUAAUUAAGACAGUUAAAUGAGUUUCACCCCGUUUUAUAACUUUUUUCUUCUUCUUUUUCUUCUUGCAGUCGUCUAAGGGUUAAGCUGCCCGGUUCUUUCGUUGCAAGAUGGGUGGCAAAUAAAUUUAAUCAAUAAAAAAAAAUCACAACUGCCGUGAUUCGCUUGU
This is a messenger RNA of Notechis scutatus (mainland tiger snake), 1136 nucleotides long. Lineage: Eukaryota; Metazoa; Chordata; Lepidosauria; Squamata; Elapidae. The record is from RefSeq and is a predicted model, not a curated record.